Molecule: messenger RNA, 3466 nt
Organism: Salpingoeca rosetta
Lineage: Eukaryota; Choanoflagellata; Craspedida; Salpingoecidae
Exons: 4
Coding region: 266-2866 (866 amino acids)
Biological process (GO): mannan biosynthetic process
Cellular component (GO): Golgi apparatus
Molecular function (GO): alpha-1,2-mannosyltransferase activity
Source: RefSeq, a predicted model, not a curated record
CAAACCCCCCUGCUGCUAGUGCUCCUCUUCACACUGCUGGCGCUGCUGUGUGCACUCUUUGACACCCAGCACCACCCGCGACCCAUUGUUGUGGCUGCUGUUGCCGACCGCUGCACGGUCACAGCCCUCUUCUUCGUCCCCUGCUUACCCUGGCAGUCCACGCUGCUGUCGAGUUCACACACACUUGCCCCACCCCGCGCAACUCUUCUCUCCUCUCUUGGAGUUUCUGUUCAUCCCUGUUCCCUGUCGCUUGCUCACCUUGACGAUGGCGCGCGUGGUGGGCCUGGACGUGCUAGCGCCGAUGGUUCUGGUGGCAUGCUCGCUGAUCGCAGUCUCGGUUUCCGCACAAGCACCAACAAGAUCAGAGUUCAUUGUACGAAACGACACGAGAUGCGACCAUCACAUGGCACUGCACUCGCUGUCGCGCGAUGCCCUCGACCAAUGCCAGAGGUUGUGUGAGAAGGAUAAGCAGUGCACUUCCUUUUCCCUCAACGACAAAACAGGGGAAUGCUUUCUCUUUGGCGAGGACGCAUCGUGUCAUCAAGCUCUGAUGUGGACAUCUGGAUUCAAAGACACGCGGGCUGUGCGAGCUGUGGAAGGCAGCGUCGCUCGCAUGUCCUGUCCCAAAGGAAUGUACAUCAGCAACGUCAAGGCCAAGUUCAACGCUCCAGGGUGCACUGCCCACGACGUCAGCGACAUUGUGCAGGACCUUUGCUUGCAGCAACAAGCGUGUGCUGUCUCUGUUGCUCGUGAGCUCUUCCUCGUGAACCCAGAGUGCAAAGGCACCUUCGUCCUCUCCGCAGCAGCUUCUUGCGAAGCUGGCGUGGCGUUUUAUGAGGACGAGCACUUUAGCAGCUGGAGCAGUGCCAACUGGGACGCUGCACGCGCUGUUGUCGAUGACAGGAGAGCAGAGUGGAAGCAGUACCUUGAGAACGUGCCUACUUACCCUGAAGGCAAGUACCGUGGCCGCGGUAUCAUCAUCGUUGCCGGCGGCAGGUACCUCGCCUCUGCCCUGGUCUCCGUCAAGAUGCUGCGCGACCUUGGAUGUACGCUGCGCAUCCAAAUCUGGCACCUGGGCCCGGAGGAGGUUGACGCUGCUCAGCGGGAGGUGCUGGCUGCGUACGACGUUGAGCCGCGUGACUUCACCGCCGUUGUUCCACCAGAGCUGCUGAAGCCCAUUGAAAGCAACGUCGGCAUGCGCCUCUUCCAGCUCAAACCGCUAGCGCUGCUGUACUCUGACCUGCAGGAGGUGCUCCUCAUCGACUCUGACAACACGCCCCUCAUGGACCCGACCUACCUCUUCUCGGAGCAGGGGUUCCAGGACACGGGCACCGUGUUCUGGCCAGACUACUGGAAGACGAGCUUCGACAACCCCAUCUGGGCCAUCCUGGGCAUGGAGCCCAAGGCCAUGUGGGAGCAGGAGAGCGGGCAGCUGCUCAUCAACAAGCGGGCGGCGUGGCGCGGCCUCAACCUGUGCGUCCACUUCAACAGCGCCUUCUACAUGGGGCUCAUCAACGGCGACAAGGAUACCUUCCGCUUCGCAUGGCUGGCAGCAGGUGUCCCUUUUGUCAUGAACUCGUGGAUGCCCAGCGCCGUCGGCACCGUCAAGGAGCGCCACUCUGACACGGACCUUGGCUUCUGCAGCCACACCAUGCUGCAGCACGACCUUCAGGGCAGGCCCCUCUUUGUCCACCACAACCAGCUCAAGCACGCGCAGCUGCCGCUUGGCGAGAAUUUCCGCUACAUGAAGAGCCUGCGCGGUGUCAACGCCCGCGUGCUCCCUGUCGCGGGCCUGGACGUGAACGGCGCCGUGUUGCCGUGCAACGACGUCAUCAGCGGAGAGCUUCCCUUGGCCAGCAGCGGCGCCACCUCCGCCGAGCCGACGGGGCUGGGUGCGUUUGAGGUGCGCUACUUUGCUGCCACCUAUCACAUUGCCGCUCAGCUCGAAGAGGCAGUCGCUCGCAUCGGCACCGGCACCGUGGCCGCUACGCAGCAACAACGGCAGCAGCCAACAGCAGGAGCAGAAGCAGCAACGCCAGGUGCACAGCUUGCAGGAUUUGGUGAGGCGGAGAGCCUCCUGAUCCGCGAUCGCCGCGUCACAUCGGACAACGUCACCACCAACUGCAACGUGGGCGAGUUUGAGCUUGCCCCGAAUGUGUGCGAGUACAUCACCGCGUGUGAGGCUGACCAGGUCGAAAUGAGCGCUCCCACUGCGACCUCUGAUCGCGUGUGCGAAGCCGGCCCAAGUUACGUCGACCCCAUCCUCCAGACCAUCACUGUCACUAGCGAUGGCGCGGCGUUCAACCUUGCCGCAGACGGCCAGGCUGCACAGGCUGCACCCGCCAUUACUGUGAGCCAGGGCGGCCGGUACCUGUUCCAGUUGUCCAGCGUCCCAACAUCGUCCAGCUUCGUGAUUGAGGACGGGGCCGGGGCAACCGUCGCUGGCCCUGCAACCGAGGAUCAGGGCGUGCAGCUGCAGCCGGGCGAGCUGGGCGUGGAGUUCACCUACUACGACGGCACAGGCUCGCUCACGGGUAACACCAUCACCGUGGACACGACCACCAGCUACUCGCUGCAGUACUCCGGGUAUCACGGCACACAUACAGGGCCAUAUCAGCGAUACAACACCGCCUACGACCCGAGCAAUCACCUGUUCACCCGCGACGUGUUCAGCCUGACGAGCAAAGGGUUUUCCGCGGCGCGCACAGAGUGCAGGGUGGCAUGCAGCCAGGACUCCGCCUGCACCGGGUUCUACGUGUAUGUCACAGACACGAAGACGGUCUGUCAUGGGCUUGCAUACCUCGGUGAGCCCACUGACACUUUGGCAGACAGUGAGAGCUGGAUCAAGGUCACCCAAGUGAACUAGCUUGCUUGUUGCCAAACGCGUAGGUUGCUUGGUUUGCCUUGGUGCACAUGGUGAACGCCCUCCGUCGAUGGAAGGUUGUGACAAAAGGUGCUUGGUCACCUGUAAUUGUGGCUGUGUGUGUGUGUGUGUGUGUGUGUGUGUGUGUGUUAGCUGCGAUGUUGGCGCGUUGGAUUGGUUGCGAUAAGUGGACUCGGCAUGCAUGUUCAUUCGUGUGCGGGAUAUUUUAGUGGCUUCCUGAAGCGACGGCUAGUGUCUUCAGGCUUGCCCGACGGUUGCGAGGAGUUUGUGUGUGUGUGUGUGCGCGUGUGCGCGUGUGCGUGUGUGCGUGUGCGUGUGCAUGUGUGUUUGUACAACGCACACGUGCUAUCAUGUACACAUGUGUGUGCUGGUGUGUUACACUUACACAUUUCUUUCAUUCUUUGAUUUGUAGCGAAGGAGAGGGAGGGGCGGGAAGAAGGGCAAGAGCGAGAGGCAGUUGUACAUUUGUCAGCCUGUUGAUUGCUUGUUGUGUGGCCAGGUUGUUCCUGGUGACCAUGUACUCAUGUCAGAUGUGCACAGCAAAAGCCAAGAACGAAAGACAAGAAACGAAACAGAAACGAA